AUGUCCACAAAAUCUCAAAGAAGUGUGAAUUGGAGGCUCAAAGAAGAUGAGGCAUUGUGCAAAGGGUGGGUUUUUGUCAAUGAAGAUGGAGCUAUUGGCACCAAUCAAACAAGCGACACAUUUUGGAAGCUUGUAUAUCAAAAGUUUCUGGAAAAUGAUCCUGGCAUUAAUGGACCCAAGCGACGAACAUAUCAAGCCAUUACUUCUCGGUUCAAGACUAUCAACCACCAGUGUUCUCUUUGGAAGGCAUGCUUGACUAAGGCCAAUACGAACACACAAAGUGGCUCAAAUCUAUAUGAUGUGAACGUGUAUGCGAAAACGAUAUUUCUUAAUGAUAAUAAGCCUCCAAAUAGGCCUUUCAAGUUGUACCAUGCUUGGGAAAUCUUGAAAGAUUGCCCAAAGUGGAACGAUAUAAAUGAGCCUCCCACACAACGUUCUUCUGGAGGUAGUGCAAGGAAGAUGGCUGAGCCUUCUCAACAAACAAGGGAUAAGUACUUGGAAACAUUGGUUGAGCAAGGUAUUGCUUUCGAGGAGGAUAGAAGACGAAAGCACAACAUAUUGGACAAGUUUGUCCAAGAUCAAGCUGAUGCUUAUGUGUAUCAGAAGCAACAAGAUAAGGAAGUCCAAGAACAAAAAAUAAUGUCCAUGGACGUGUCCAAAUUUACUCAAGAGAAAGAAGAAGUAUUGGGGGGAUAA
Prunus dulcis (almond) is the source of this 696-nucleotide messenger RNA. RefSeq lists its product as uncharacterized. The record is from RefSeq and is a predicted model, not a curated record. Lineage: Eukaryota; Viridiplantae; Streptophyta; Magnoliopsida; Rosales; Rosaceae. The transcript is spliced from 3 exons. Bases 1 to 696 code for a protein of 231 amino acids.